Molecule: messenger RNA, 3878 nt
Organism: Fopius arisanus
Lineage: Eukaryota; Metazoa; Arthropoda; Insecta; Hymenoptera; Braconidae
Gene: Dmtn
Product: transmembrane and coiled-coil domain 2 protein Dmtn
Exons: 10
Coding region: 620-2353 (577 amino acids)
Cellular component (GO): endomembrane system
Source: RefSeq, a predicted model, not a curated record
GCCCUGGAGGCUACACAAAAAUUCCUGGAGUCAUCCUCAUUUCAAGUUCCUGACAUCUACGCUAAAUCCAUCCUCUUCGACCGAUUACUUUUUUUUUUCUCGUCACUUUUUCCUCCCAUCCCCACUACUCUUUGUUCCCACAGUCUAGAUGAACUGCACAUCCCUGCAGUUGCAUUAUUUUCCCAGUGUAACGACACAAAUAAUCAAAAUAAUUACAACACACGUUAAUAAAAAUAAAUAAUGCCAGAGUGAUGCGCCAGUGUGGAGCCAGUGGUGAUCGGUGAUUCAACGAUUCUCAUAGUUAAAUUAUAAACAACUGUAGUGACACACCUCUCGAUUUCACAGGUCAAAUAAUUGAUAGUAAUUCAUUUUCUCUUCAUCACAAUUACCCACCCCCCUCCCCACCCCGUUAUAAAACAGAAAUGAAAUAUCUCUGAUGCCAUGAACAAUUUUAUCGGGAAUUAAUCGAGGUGAUCACCAGGAGACAUUAACUGUUGUUUCAAUUAAUUAGUUAAUCAAGCUGUGUGAAACAUAUUUAUCAUGUCCUGUGGGAUAUCAUUAGUUCCGGUGAUAGCGAUUGCAGCUGGUGAGUCAGAGGAAUAGAGAACACCCUGGAGGAAUGGCUAAUCUGACAGUUCAGUCAUCCAGCAAAAGCAGUUCACGUGGUGCGUCACCCAGUAGGAAUAAUCCACCGAGUCAUCAGCGUCAUCCGUCAGCUAGUUUUGAAUAUCCAGCUAAGCCAUGUAAUCCCAGUGUGACUCAGACCGGGGAAGGCAGCACUGGAAGUGGUAGCAGCAGUGGUGGUGGUGGUAUCAUCAAGGGUAACAGACAGAGAUCACCAGCAGCUCAGGUACGAACUGGAGACACCAUGGAGGAACCUGCUCCAGGGAAUGAUACUGAGGAUUUUUCCUCCAAUGUUCAUCCACCCACUGAUGAUGAGGGGGAAACGUAUCAUCAGACUCAAUCUUUCUUAUCGAAUGGCUCGUCGGAGUUGAUAAGCGACGACGUGGACUCCAGUGUUUCCCGGGUGAAACAGACAAUCGAGCAGAUGCAGAAUAAAAUAACCAAGACCCGGGAGUUAAUAAGGACCGAGCAGAAAACACGCGAUGAAAAUGUCAAUGAAUAUCUCAAACUGGCGGCAAGCGCUGAUAAACAGCAGUUGGCGAGGAUUAAGACAGUCUUCGAGAAGAAAAAUCAAAAGUCUGCCCACAAUAUUGCUCAACUGCAGAAGAAACUCGACAGCUACAUGAAGAAAUUGAGAAAUUUCGAGGUGAAUGGACCACAGGCGAGCCAUCGGCAGCCCCGCGAGGUUCUCAGAGACAUGGGCCAGGGCUUGAAAAACGUGGGGGGCAACAUCAGAGAUGGAAUCACCGGUUUUUCAGGGAGUGUCAUGUCGAAACCCAGAGAAUUCGCCCACCUGAUAAAAAAUAAAUUCGGCAGUGUUGAUAACAUCAAUACACUGUCCCAUGGCUCAACUUUUUAUGUAAACGAACAACCACGUGCAGGUAAUGGUGACAAUGUUAGUGUCGAGGAGGAGAAAGCCCAUCAUGGAUCAGCAACACUGCCUGGAGGUUGCAGUCUUGGGUCAACCCAGACACCAGGACCCAUUAAAUUUCCAUCGGAGGAGGGUUCUGAGUGCUCGAGCGUGACAAGUGAGAGUGGACCUGGUAGCAGGGGUCAGGCACACGCCUGUCACAGCACCAAUGCUGCUUUCAGCUUGAAGACGAUAUUCGCUGAGCUCCAGGAGCACCGGGAGAACUUCGACCGGAUGCGAGAAAAAUUGGAUGGAAUGAAGACUCUCCAGCAAGAGGUGACGUAUCUCUCCAAUUCCCUCCAGGAGGAAAGAUUCAGGUGUGAGCGUCUUGAGGAGCAGAUAAACGAUCUGACUGAGCUUCACCAGAACGAAGUGGAAAAUCUCAAGCAAACGAUAACAGAUAUGGAGGAGAAAGUGCAAUACCAGAGUGAGGAUCGUCUGAGGGAUAUUCACGAGAUGCUCGAGAGUUGUCAGACUAAAAUAUGGAAGAUGGAGCACCAGCAGCAGCAGCACCAACAAUACGUCACUCUGGAGGGAUUAGACAACAGUAAUGCGAGAGCACUUGUCGUCAAGCUUAUUAAUGUUGUUCUAACUGUUCUACAAGUGAUUUUAUUGCUUGUUGCCACUGGCGCCGGAAUAAUGAUGCCUUUCCUGAGGACUAGCUGUACUAAGCCUCAUUGUUUCAUGUGCAGGGUGCGCAUAUUGACGACAACAAUGGUCGUACUUGGCAUUGUAUUCGUCUUACAACAGUGGCCAGAGGUUCACGACGUUGGGAGUCACCUCAUGAGACAUCUCAAGCAGACACUGGCUGUCAAGUAGCACUGCAAGUUUCCAUUUAUCAAAUGUUAUUCACAUCUUUAGUUUUAUUUCUUUAGCUACUGCCCUUCGGUGAUUAUUCAUCCCUCCACAGAACGAUCGAACGAUUUAUCUCGCUGUUUGGGAGAUCGAUACUCUGAAUUAAUCGGGGUAUUUUUUUUAAUUUAAUCAACUGUUCGAUAACGAUUUAUCGCGGCAGUGGCGUGUGGCUAAAUGUUGAUACAUACUUCAUUAAAUGAGGUUUAUUGUUGCUAAUUGUAAUUAACGGUUCGAAUCGUCGAAACUGUACGAAACAUGACACGUAGUGGAAAUCAAAGGCUGAAGAGUUUAAAAGACAUUGAAAUAAAGAUAUGUAAAUGCCAAAAUUGUUUAAACGCUAUUUUGAUAUCGGAAAUUUUGCUAAUUAUUAAUUUCGCUCAUUCACAGAAUUCUUUUUCUUUUCAUUUCCGCUCAUAGUCGUUCACUUAGCUGUUGCACAAAUUAAUUAUUUUUUUCUCUCUUUCUCUCUCUCUCUCUGUCAAUCUCUCUUUUUUUUUAUUUCAUGUGAAUUUUUUUUGUGUCCACCGGUGUAUCGUCAAAUUGCUGUGACUAUUAAUAAGUUUUAACACUAUUAAUUAUAAACGAUAGACUAAGAAUAAUUAUUUGGGAUCAAGGGUGGCAAUUCGUUAGAGGCAAUGAGGUGUCAGUUAUGGAGUAGAACGAAAUAAUAAUUUAAAAAAAUGACUACAUUAGAUUCUAGCUCAAUAUCAAAUUACGUUAUGAACUUAUUGAAAUUUAUUUUGUAUAUGUAUAUGGAGAUUGAAUGUACAUAAAUUUCUAAAAAAAAUUCCUUCAAUAUCAUAAAUUAAUUCAGCUCUCGUCUCCGAUAGAUAAAUUUAUAAUUAAUUUGUAAAUAAAUUGUUCUAGAAGUGAUUUUGACGGAUUAAUCGAUAGAAUCUAGGAUUGAAAAACAAUUUCUAGGCUUUUUAGAUGAAAAUGGCUUUGUAAAAAUUGAUGUAUUUACAUAGAUGACGAAAUAUUGAAGUUGAUAUACGAUUUUAGCACAAAAUUUUGGAUAAAAUUACCAUGAUAUCAAAUUUAUUGGUGCUUUCUAUUUGUAAGACGUUGAGUAAAAAAAAAAUAAAUAUUAGGAUUGAUUCGACGAGGGGCCCCUGAACUUCCCAAAAUUAAAAACAAAAUUUAAACCUGUGAUGGAGAAUUUUUGUACUUUGUUAUUGACUUUAUUAUUUGACGACAAAUAAUCCACACGAUUUAAUCAUGUCAUUUCGUUGGCAGUUUCAGGGGCCCCAGUACCCAGAGGUCAUUACAGAGUCGAUUAAAUAUUUAUGAUUGUCAUUGAUGCCUUUCUGAUUAAAAUGGUGAUAUAAUUCUCCAACGAGAACGACUAAAAAUUCCAUCGAAUUGAAUGAAAAUUAUUGAGAAUCACUCAUAUUCACUAAUAACCCAUUAUUUUUUUCAGUUAACUCAAUAAAAUCUGCUAUCAUUCCUUUCAACUGUUCAAUCAUCGAUAUUAAACGAAUGAAUCCAA